AUGAGUUUCACUGUAUACAAUUCGGAGAGUUAUUAUCAUCUUCAUCUGAUCACAUCCGCCCUUUACAUCGAAAGCAUAGUUUCCAGAGUGUGUAUCGAGCCGAUAUCAAAGCACCCAUAUCAUCCUAAGCAUACUCUCCGGCUUAUUUUUACAGAUCCAAGUAAGAUAUGUCUAUGUUGUUCAAAUUUUAGUGAAUGGGUUUACAAUUGCUUUAGAUGGGAUUUUAGUGUGUGUCGAGAUUGUUCUAGAAAAGAAGCACUCCUUAAAAUAAACCAUCCUAAAAGGCAUGAGCAUACCCUUCUCUACAAUUAUAGGCCAAGCUCAUUGAUGUGUGACAUUUGUGGAUUGAGUGAUCAUAGGUCUUUGAUGUAUUCAUGUGGUCAAUGUGAUUUUGUAGUCCAUAAAGAGUGUCUAAACAUUCCAUGCAUCAUAAGAAUAUCACGUCAUGAACACCGCAUCUUUUUCAAUUCUUCUCUUACUCCUGAAAAAUUGAUAUGCGGAGUGUGUCACCGGAAGAUAGACACAAAUUAUGGAAGAUAUUCUUGCGUAAAGGGUUGCAAUUAUGGUGUUCAUUCUAAAUGUGCAACACGAAAAGAUGUAUGAGAUGGAGAAGAACUUGAGGGAAAACCAGAAGAUCCAUAUGAAGACAUUAGCUCCUUCAUUGAGAUAAGUGAGGGAAUUAUACAACAUUUUAGUCAUCAAGAUCAUCAUAUGAGACUCGAUGAGAAAACCGAUAGAGCUUUUCACGAGAAAAAUUAUUGUCAAGCAUGCACACUUCCCAUAUGUGAUGAUAUUAUUUACAGUUGCAUGCAAUGUGAUUUUAUCUUCCAUAAAGAAUGUGCACAACUUCCUCGGAAGAAACACCAAGUGACCCAUCCUCAUUCCCUUAGUCUACAAGUGGGUCAUCAAGGCUGUGCAUUGUUCGAAUGUAAAGCUUAUCUUCGUUCAAGCAAUGGAUUUGCAUACUUAUGUGAUGAAGAGGAUUGUGAGUAUAUGUUAGACGUACGUUGUGCUUCUAUAGCUGAGCCAUUGGAUCAUCGGUGUCAUCAGCAUCCCUUGUUUCUUAUAUUUGAGCCCCGAUCUAAACAAAUAUAUUCGGUUUGCCACAAAUCUCGAGGUCAUCGUCUAAAUUGUGGAGAAUGUGGGUUUGUUGCAUGUUUUGGAUGUGCCACUUUACCCAAUAAGUUGAGGUACAAGCAUGAUGAACAUGUUCUUCUUUUUUCUUACGAAGAAGAGGUAAAUGGUCAAUACUUCUGCGAAGUUUGUGAAAAAGAAGCAAAUCCGAAGAAUAGAGUUUAUAUGUGCCAUGACUGCAACGUUACACUGCAUAUUAAAUGUUUACUUGGAAAAGACGUAAAUAUUAUGCAUGGUGUAGUAAUCGAGUAUCCUGAAGUGGAUGUUUCUAUUCUUCUCAACGAUCGCCUUAUUCGCAACAUAUGUAAAAGUUGCGAUAAACUUUGUGAACACAAAAUAGUAUACGAAGUAUCUGAUUUUGAGAUAUGUUCUCUCAAGUGUCUGAAUUUUGUUGUACUAUAUUUUACUAUGUUUGCUUGA
Molecule: messenger RNA, 1554 nt
Organism: Brassica napus (rape)
Lineage: Eukaryota; Viridiplantae; Streptophyta; Magnoliopsida; Brassicales; Brassicaceae
Exons: 2
Source: RefSeq, a predicted model, not a curated record